Messenger RNA from Aspergillus homomorphus CBS 101889, 2079 nucleotides. Its product is annotated as CBS domain protein. The record is from RefSeq and is a predicted model, not a curated record. Gene Ontology annotation, molecular function: protein serine/threonine phosphatase inhibitor activity. The coding region runs from base 371 to 1951 and encodes 526 amino acids. Gene Ontology annotation, biological process: regulation of mitotic metaphase/anaphase transition; cellular response to glucose starvation. Lineage: Eukaryota; Fungi; Ascomycota; Eurotiomycetes; Eurotiales; Aspergillaceae. The transcript has 5 exons.
CACGGUUCUGGGACGCCCCAGGCCCCCGUCCUUCUAAACAUACGAUGACGCUGGCAUGACCAGCGGGAGGCUGCUGAUUGGCUGGCAGCCGCCGCCUCCCCGCGCUACUUGACGCCGGUUGUUCCCCGCCUCGUGAUUGUGACUCGUUUGAAUGACUCCAUCUUCCCCGGCCAUUAUUUUAUUUUCUUUCGUUACUGUGCGUCUGGGCUUCUUUGCCGCAGAAACUACUCCGAGACUUGAUCUCUGAUUCGCUUUGUUCAUCGGUGCCUCCAGCAGAAGCACUACACCUUAUCCGAGAGUUGGGCAUCGGCUGCCUCCCACUAGUUUACCCCUCUAAGAAACCGCCUCUCCCCCUCCUCCUAUCCCCACGAUGGCAGACCGUUCAAUCGAAACGGCUGCGGAGAAUGAUUCCAGUGGAUCGAAUGUCGCGUCAGCCCGCUCUAGUAUGGACUCGCGGACUACCUCCGUGGGCAACCGAUCUCUCCGACUAUCAUCUCAUACUUCCGGUCACCAGCACCGCCAGAGUUUGAGCGAAAGCCUUCGCGGAACUCCUGGAUCUCCACGAGCUCGACGACAGCCAUCGCUCACCCAGUCCGCCAUUCAGAGCCUCAUUGAUAACCCUCCGGCCCCGAGCAAUGUCAACUCGGCUUUUGCCGGUCGCGACUGGCGGGAAAUCGAGAUCGGAGAGCUGGUCAGUCCGAACGACCUGAAGUUCGUGGAGGUGGAUACUGGGAUCGAAGAAGCAACAAAUAUUUUGAUCGAUACCGCAGCUCCAGUCCUCCUGAUUCGGGAGACCCCUGACCAAAAGUCUGCCGUGGGCACUUUCGACUACUCCGACCUGAACGCAUACCUCCUGUUGGCGGCGGGACUGACGCAGCCCGAUGAAACACUGUUGGCGUCAUACGAGGAACUGGCUCGGAAGGCAAAACAAGGGAUCAAGAUCCCACUAAAGGAUGUUAAGGAUUUGGGGAGGAAAGAGCCGUUGACGACGCUGCCUGCGUCUGCUAACGUGAUGACGGCGGUGCAGACAUUCGGGGGCGGCGUGCAUCGUGUGGUGGUGGUUGAUGAGCAAAAGGACAAGGAAGUGGUGGGUAUCUUCAGCCAGUAUCGGCUGGUCAAGUUCCUCUGGGAGAACGGACGCAGCUUCCCGGUGAUUGACCAGCUGUAUCCUCAGUCCUUGUAUGAUCUGGGGAUCGGUUCGCGCGAGGUCAUCUCGAUCAAUGGGGACCGGCCGCUCUGCGAAGCCCUGCAGGUCAUGAAUGACGAGGGAAUUUCGUCAAUCGCUGUGGUGGAUAAUCACUUCAAUGUGGUGGGCAACAUCUCGACGACCGACGUCAAGCUACUCACCCGGUCAUCAUCACUCCCACUACUGCGCAACACUUGCACGCAUUUCAUCUCAGUGAUCCUGUCUACACGCGGCCUAGAGGAAGGCAAAGACUCCUUCCCAGUGUUCCACGUAAACCCGACCUCGACCCUAGCACACACGGUGGCCAAGGUGGUCGCGACCAAGUCUCACCGCCUCUGGGUCACCGACCCCUUGUCGCCCGCGUCAUCAGGGCCGCCGACCCCGUCUCAUUCAUCCGUGCACAUCCCUCUCCCAACGACCACGCAAUCUCCGCCACAGACGCCCGCGAUUGGCGGCAAUGCGAGCGUGCAGGCCCCGAAUUUCAGCUCGGCGCAUUUGCCAAGCCCGCCGCAGACUUUCCUCAGCGCGCCUACCAUGGCGCCCUCGAUCCCUGCGUCGGCUCUUCCGGGGGCGCGGCUGUCGGGACGGCUGGUGGGGGUGGUAAGUCUGACGGAUAUCCUGAACCUACAGGCCCGGGCGAGCGGGCUAAGCCCGGCGGACCCCGCGGAGAGCCGGAGUCGACGCCGCCGAAGCAGCAGUUCAAGUGUGAGUGUGCGGCGCAGCGGGGAGAUCGGGCGGGAGUUGUUUAGUGGGAGGAUAGUAUGAGUGGUGAUGACGGGGGGUGUGCAGCUUGCACACAUGCAAUUACAUACGAAAGACUCUUUAGCUUAACCACAACAUCUUAGUUCUCUAGCUUAGCUGCCAUGACCUGACCUUACCAACCAUUCUUAAAC